Oppiella nova is the source of this 364-nucleotide messenger RNA. Lineage: Eukaryota; Metazoa; Arthropoda; Arachnida; Sarcoptiformes; Oppiidae. The record is from the annotation of a GenBank genome assembly.
AAGUUUACGUAAACGUCGAAUCUAUUAGUGAGAGUGAAGUUGUCAUUAGUUUUAUACCUAAAUAAGAAAAAUAAUAACUACAAUGAAUGGCAACAUGGUCACCGAAAUUAAUAAUUUAAAAUAUUUAUCUGGUUUUGGAAAUGAAUUUGCCAGUGAAGAUAGUCGGUGCCCAAAUUCACUCCCAAUAGGACAGAAUACCCCACAAGUGUGUCCCUAUGGCUUAUAUGCUGAACAACUAUCGGGAACUGCUUUCACAGCACCCAGGGAUCAGAACGAGAGAGCUUAUAUAUUUUCAAAACAGGUGGUUAUAUCGGAUCCGGCCAUCAGUUAUUCACAGCCCAUUCAAAGCAUACAAUGGAAGUAA